This is a messenger RNA of Daucus carota subsp. sativus, 1324 nucleotides long. Its product is annotated as short-chain dehydrogenase TIC 32, chloroplastic-like. NCBI's taxonomy places the organism in Eukaryota, Viridiplantae, Streptophyta, Magnoliopsida, Apiales, Apiaceae. Bases 239 to 1210 code for a protein of 323 amino acids. The transcript is spliced from 8 exons. The record is from RefSeq and is a predicted model, not a curated record.
UUUUUACUUUUGUCUAUACAAGUAAUGUAGUGCAAGACAUCUUUUCAUGCUAUAUUUUUAUAUAAGGCUUUACAUUAUUUCAUGUUCUUCCCAUGCUAGCUUAAUCAUAUACUUAGUAUCUAUGCACAAAAGGCUUCAUCAUCAUUGCAAUCAUUCAUGUAGGAGCUAAAAACUGAAAUUUUGUUGAAUUGCUUCCAAACUAAUAUUUAUUAUCAAACCAAAGUACCAGAAGGAGGCCAUGUGGAGGUUUGGAGGGAAAGGUGAAUCCGGAUUCUGUGCUGGUAACACUGCAGAGCAAGUUACAGACGGAAUUGAUGGAAGUGCUCAAACAGCCAUCAUCACAGGAGCCACAAACGGUAUUGGAAAAGAGACUGCACGAGUGCUUGCCUUGCGUCAUGUUCAUGUAGUCAUGGGAGUCAGAAAUGUUAAUGCUGGUAAAAUACUAAAAGACAACUUGCUCCAGGAGAUCCCGUAUGCUAGAAUUGAUGUCAUGGAAAUCGAUCUCAAUUCACUAGACUCUGUCAGGGAAUUUGCUUCACAAUACAUUUCCAGCAAUCUACCUCUCAACAUUCUAAUUAAUAAUGCAGGAAUUUUGGCUCCUCCCAAGUUCACAUUAUCAAAAGACAACAUUGAACAAACAUUUGCAGUCAAUCAUUUAGGUCAGUUCCUCUUGACGAAUCUUUUGUUGGAGACGAUGAAUAAGACUGCACAAAAGACCCGGACAGAAGGAAGGAUUAUUAACGUAUCAUCAGACAUGCACAGAUAUAGUGUUCACAAAGAGGGAAUACGCUUUGAAACGAUCAAUGAUGAGAAAAGUUACAACAGCUCUGCUAUGGGAAAGUCAGCAUAUGGACUAUCCAAGCUUUGUAACAUUCUGCACACUAAUGAGCUUGCAAGGCGCUUGAAGGAAGAGGGAGUUGAUAUAACAGCAAACUCGCUUCAUCCAGGACUUAUAGCCACAAAUAUCUUUGCACCUAAUAGCGGACCUGGUUACUGGUUAGUGAAAACAAUUGCGAAAUACACGUCCAAAAACAUUGAACAGGGAGCGUCAACUACAUGUUAUGUGGCACUGCACCCGAAAGUUAAAGGGAUUUCAGGAGAAUAUUUUGUGGACAACAAUAAAGUGGAAGCGAGCACGUUGGCAAGAGAUUCUGACUUGGCCAAGAAACUCUGGGACUACAGUCUGAGUUUCACAGAAGCAAAGCACUAGUUCUGGAUGCGCAUCUUUUAAGUCUGUGUUGCUUGAAGUUGUAUGGUUUGAAUGUGAUUUCAAAUAAAAACAAGCCUGUUCUUUAAAGGAGAUUUUUAUAAACUUUCCAUAUUA